This is a messenger RNA of Argentina anserina (silverweed cinquefoil), 882 nucleotides long. Its product is annotated as protein DOG1-like 2. Gene Ontology annotation, molecular function: sequence-specific DNA binding. Lineage: Eukaryota; Viridiplantae; Streptophyta; Magnoliopsida; Rosales; Rosaceae. The record is from RefSeq and is a predicted model, not a curated record. Gene Ontology annotation, biological process: DNA-templated transcription. The transcript has 2 exons. Bases 43 to 882 code for a protein of 279 amino acids.
AUCUAUAUAUGUCACACCGCAUGCACACUUGGCUUUGCAGUAAUGAGUGGACAGAACAUUGCUCCUACGAUGAAUGGUUUUCAGACCUUCUUCGAGUGCUGGGUAUCUGAACAAAACCAACACCUCGACGAUCUCAUCCUUGCCUCUAAACGAAACCAAAACCGAGCUGGAGACGACAAUGGUGCAGAGAAUCAGCUGUUGUUAAGUUCAUUGGUUGAGCGAGUGAUGAAACAUUAUGAACAAUACUACAACGCAAAGUUCCAAUGGGCCAAGCAAGACGUGCUGGGAAUGUUGUCUCCGCCAUGGAGGAGCACGUUGGAAGUUGCAUUCCUUUGGAUAGGCGGUUGGCGACCAAGCAUGGCGUUUCAUUUGCUCUAUGCAAAGUCGGGGAUGCAAUUAGAGUCUUAUUUUGCCGAGUUGAUGCGAGGGUUGAGCUUGAGCACCGAUGACUUGGGUGAUCUCUCAGAGUCCCAGCUUACCAUGGUGGACAAGUUGCAAAGGAAGACUAUCCAGGAGGAGAGGCACAUAUCGGAAAAGAUGGCCAAACAGCAAGAGACUGUGGCUGACACUACACUUGUCGAGCUGUCACAUGCGGCCACCGCGAUGACAAGGAACGAUAAUGUCCAUGUAGGAGGAGAUGGUAAUCAUAUGGAGCGAGUUGAAUCCACUCUAGCCUCUGAGGAGGAAGGUUUGGAGAGCAUUUUGCACAAGGCUGAUGAUUUAAGGAUGAGGACACUACAGGACAUCAUCCAUAAUCUGAGUCCUCUCCAGGCCGUUCAUUUCUUAAUCGCUGCUGCAGAGUUACACUUGAGGCUUCAUGACUGGGGCAAAAAGAAAGAUACCUUAAAAGAAACUAAUGCCAUCGCCAAUGAUCAUGAAUAA